AGACAUUCUCAUCGAGUAAUCGGGACGGUGAUGACCGAGACUUAAGGUCAUCGAGUUACGACCUACGAAUAUCACGUUGCAUACCCUUAGUUUGUACUUUUUGCCACUAUCAAUCAGUGCAUAAUCGAUUAUACUUUGUUCAACGAUAUUUACUAUAUUCAUAAUCAAAAAUCGAUAAAAAUUUAAAAUAAAUCGGAUAAAUUCAACAAUAUUAUUUGUUUUAAAUAAUAUCUGGAAAAUUAUGAUACAUAAUUUUGAAUAAAAAAAAAAAAAAGAAAAAAGUGAUUGUGAUCAAAGAAGAAGAAAAAUUUAUCCUCGUAAUUAAAGAUAAGAAGAAGAUCAACAAGAGCAAGAAAAAAAUUAUCACGAAAAUUUCUACUAGAAAGUAGAAAUUCUCUAAAAGAAGGAAUAAAAAAAACGGAUAGGAAAAAGUGUGUCGUGAUUAAACCACGAAAAAGUGUGAAUAGAAAAAAGGAAAAUAAGAGGAAAACGUGAAGAAACAUUCGAGAAAACGUGAAGAAACUAUCGAGAAGAACUUGUAUGUGUUGUAAAUAUAAUAUGCAUACGCAUAUUUUGCACUCUUAGGUAAGAAAUCGAACGGAUGUCGGAGUGAAAGUCGAUUAUCUCCUAAAUUCGAUUGGUCUUUCGAAUAUUCUACUGGCUCUUGUUUAUACCAUAUAAUUUGAUCAAAUUUCUCGAUCGCGAAAAACAGAAAUCGAAAGUAGACGAAAGAUUGGGCAACGAGAGAAACCGCCUCUAAGAUGGGCACCAUACUUCAACAAUCAGUGUUAAAAGGCCGACAAAGAGUUAAUAAUGGAAAAGAAAAAAAUUUACUUCAUGAAUUAUUCACUCAGACAGCAGUAAAUUAUCCCAAUCAACUGGCAAUCUAUUAUAAAGAUGACAAUGACCAGGAAUAUGUAAUUUCUUAUGAAAAAUUGAACGAGAUAACCAAUAAAUUGGCCAGAGUUUUUCAAAAACUUGAGAAAUCAGAAAGUGCAUCAAAAUCAUUUGUAGCGGUAUGCAUGAAACCCUCGCAUCAGUUACCGACCGUGCUGAUUGCCAUAUUGAAGGCCGGUAUGGCAUAUUUACCCUUGGACACAGAAUUCCCUAUGGUCAGGAUGAAACAUAUUUUAGAAGAAGCAAAACCUUUUGUGGUGGUGAUCGAGCAAGAAACGGAUUUAUCACUUUAUGAAGGAACAAACACGAUCACCUAUGAACAAUUGUUAAAGCAAUCUAAAAAUGAAGAAAAAGAAAAUUUGAAAAUUGAAGAAAAUCCUGAAAACACCGCCAUUGUUUUAUAUACUUCUGGAAGCACAGGCAUACCUAAAGGAGUACUUCUACCACACGCAACUAUAUUGAAUCGAUUGGAAUGGCAAUGGCAGGAAUUACCUUAUGCAAAGGACGAAAAAAAUUGCAUUUUUAAGACAUCUUUGACAUUUGUGGAUAGUGUAUCUGAAAUUUGGGGACCUUUGUUGCAAGGACGUACACUGGUGGUUGUUCCCAAACAUGUUACCAAAGAUCCAGAGAGAUUUGUGUCUGUACUGGAAGAACAUAAGAUUCAGCGAUUGGUAUUGGUCCCAUCCUUAUUGCACUCCAUGUUAAUGUAUCUCAGUUUACAAAACAAGGAUGAUAUUCUACGUUCGUUAAGACUUUGGGUAUGCUCUGGAGAGACAUUGCCAAUUUCUUUAGCAGAUCAAUUUUUCACCACAUUUGAGAAUGACAGUAAAAUUUUAGCAAAUUUUUAUGGAAGUACAGAGAUCAUGGGAGAUGUUACCUAUCAUCUUUUGACCAAUCGGAAGCAACUACAGUCAGCAGAAAAAGUACCAAUUGGAAAACCAUUAGACAAUUGCAUUAUUUAUAUCGUCAACAAAGAAAUGCGACUAGUACCGCAAGGAGAAAUUGGAGAAUUAAUAGUUGCCGGCAGAAAUCUUGCAACGGGCUAUAUUCACAAUAAUGAAUCCCGCAAAUUUCAAGACAAUCCUUAUGCGAUUGAUUUAGAAUAUUCAAGGAUUUAUUGCACCGGUGAUUAUGCCAAAAUAUCAAAAGGUGUGAUUAUGUACGAAGGACGUGUAGAUUCGCAAAUUAAAGUUAGGGGACAUCGUGUGGAUCUUACGGAAGUAGAAAAAGCAAUAUCUAGGAUAUCUGAAAUAAAUGGAGUAGUUGUUCUUUGUUAUAAACCCGGUGAAUUGUCACAGAGUCUAGUUGCUUUUAUAACUAUUGCAAAAGAUUCGUCCAUUUGCGUAUCAAAAAUAGAAACGUUUCUACAAUCUAUGCUACCUGUAUACAUGUUACCACGAGUUAUCAUCGUGGAAAAUAUACCACUUUUAACAAAUGGGAAGACUGAUCGUCAAGCAUUAUUGAAAUACUAUGAAUCUUCUAAUGUCAAUAAUGAAAGCGAGCAGUGCAUGAAUUGUGACUAUACUAAUGUACUUGAGAAAGAUCUCGCCAAGGCGAAAGUUCUGUUUCCAACAGUGGCGUCCGUGAUUGGUAGUGGAGGUCGUGCAGACAUCACGCUUAAUGCAAAUUUUUACGAGCUUGGCGGGAAUUCUUUGAAUUCGAUUUACACUGUGACAAAGCUCCGGGAUCAAGGUUAUGAAAUAGGCAUUACAGAAUUUAUCACGGCAAAAAAUUUGGCCGAAGUUCUCGAUCGAAUGAAGAUUAGUACUGAAGACGUGGUUUAUGAAAAUAGUCUUAACGAAGAAGAGCAUAUCUUUGAAAUGUUAAAUGAUUCUCAUAAAAAAGAUGUAAUAGAAAUUAUUACAGAAAGUUUCUACAGUAAAGCAGAUUUAGAACAGUGGUUAAUGCCAGAUAUAACAAGAGAAGAUUAUCAAAUAAUGAUGGAAAUACUUUGGAAUUCUUUAGUGGAAAAAAAUUUAAGUUUUGUAGUGAAAUCGUCGCAAGAUAAUAGAACAAUAGGAGUAGGCUUGAAUUUUGAUCUCUGGGAUGAGCCUGAAUUAAUUCUUGAUUCUAAAUUGAUGAUUGUUUUCGAAUUCUUGGAAUAUCUAGAGGCGCCUAUUAGAGAACGAAAAUUACCAAAAGGAAAGGGUCAGAUUAUUCACAAUUUCAUGAUGACAACAAGCAGUGAUUUAAAUCCGGCUGAAAAUGUAAUUAUGAUGAAAGAGAUGGAAGAAUAUUGUUUGCAAUUGGCUAAAAGGAAAGAAUAUGCUGGUAUUUUCACUACAAAUACAAGUCCAUUAACACAGCAACUUGGAAUAGACGUGUUCGGAUACGAAACAAUGUUGACUUAUCAAGUAAAUAGGUAUUGUGCCCCGGAUGGUUCGAAACCCUUUGGAAAAGCUCCGGAUGAUCAACUGGCAAUUUGCUCAUUGAAAAUGAUCACUUAAUAGUCUUUGAAAACGAAUCAGAAAUAUUAAUGAGUACAAGAAUAUAACAUGCCAUUAUAUUACUGUCACUUAUAGUAAUAAAAUUAAUAAGCAUGUAUAGUCAUUGAAAGCGAUAUAGUGAAGUCCUAAAUUUAAAUAUAAACGAUGAUAUCUAUUCAUCUAACUGCAUUUAAUAAAACUGCAAUUUAUGGCUAAGGAAAUUUGUCAGGGAAUUUUUUACCAAA
Molecule: messenger RNA, 3568 nt
Organism: Apis dorsata (giant honeybee)
Lineage: Eukaryota; Metazoa; Arthropoda; Insecta; Hymenoptera; Apidae
Gene: e
Product: mycosubtilin synthase subunit C
Exons: 13
Coding region: 762-3344 (860 amino acids)
Source: RefSeq, a predicted model, not a curated record